UUCGUGUUGCGUGGGGGAGGAGGGAAGGUGAGGGCGGGGUGGUGCUUGUAUCUGACAGCGUUAGUCAUCUCCAUCUCCAAUUCCACCUCCAACCCCUGACGGGCACAAGCAGAAUGCAGACGUCCCAGCCAACGCAGAGCCAAACGCAGCCCUCCUCCCCAUAGCCACCCCUCCCCUCCAUGUGAAAUCCGCCCCCCCCCUUAUCAAGCGGCGUAGAGCAGCCAGUCCCCGUGGUGCGCACAUCCUCUUGACGCUCCACAACCCCACUCGCCUCUUUGAGUUCCCGAGCCACGCACUUUUUGGUCUCGCAAAAAAAACCCAACAACUCCACCAUCGGGUCCACUCAUACAGCCAAAGGCAACGACAGUGCCAGUGUAGCAGCAGCAGCAGCAACAACAACAACCCCAUCUGCGAGGUCGUCCGCUGCCCCUGCUAGAAGGACACUCUCAGCACGCUCACAAGUCCCAACGCCGGUUUGCGAUGCAGAGGUCCGUGCCGAGGAUGUCUCAUUCGCUGGUGCUGCCACUUGCGCUGCUGCUGCUGCUGCUGGGCUCGGCAGCUCCCGUGCGUGCGGACGAAGACGGCUCUGGCUCCGGGGAUGGCUCUGGCUGGGACGUGGCCCCGCUGCUGUGCCUGCCGCCCGCUCGGUGGGACGGUGUGCUGGGGUUGUGCGUGACCGACGACAAGGGCGACUGGUCCCGUGGGAAGGCACCCAUGUUGCUGCCCGAGGGCGAGGUAGAAUGGGACAUCAAGGAGGAACUCCUUGGAGAGGUCCUGGUCACGAAAGAGCAGAGCACAUCCUCGCCCACAGGUGCGGCUGAGGAAGACGGCAACAAUAAAGGGGAGAUGGCCUCGUCCCAAGAAAGAGACUACUGGAAGGAGGACAAUGAGAGGUGGGAGAAGGAAGAAGUGGAAGAGACGGAGGAGGAUGAGUUGGAGCAUGCCGGGGUCCAGGCGGAGAAGAUCACCAGUCUCUUGGAGGAGAUCAAUGACGAGGAGGAGAUUGCUCACGAUCCCAACACGUUCAGCUUCACAGGAAGCAAGCUGUGGCUCUACGCGUCCGUUGGGCUUGUCACCAUAGCCGGGACUCUCGCUGUCUUGGCCGUCACUAUCAAGUACCGCAAGUCGGCCGUGGCGGCCAUCAAGGAGAGCAGCCUGCCCAACCACUCCAUCACCAAACUGCUGCGCAAGUGCCCGGAGUCCAAGCCCAUCCUUGAUGAGCAGGAGGAGCGCUUGGUGUAAUGACUUGGUCCUCUCUCAUCUUAUUCUCCAGCCCCACACAGAUUCCUUUAUUUCUUCUCACCAAACUUAAGUUGUUGACUUUGGCAUAAUCAUAAUGGAUAGGCAAAGUGAGCAAAGACAUAUGAUUAUAAUGCAAUAGACUGUGUAAUUAUAUUACUGUACUUGCCAAGAUGGCAGGCAUAUUUGGUUUUGUGGGAACAGCCCACUUUGGUGUGCUCCUAAACUAAUCACUUUCCCAGGUCCAUCGUGGGCCCAUGCCCCCUAGACGUUCAACGUGUGUUCAAUUCCCAUCCAGGCCACAUAGCCAUCCCCUCGACCAGGGGUGGUGACCCUACAGCCUGCGAAACAAAUUCGGCCCACGAGUUCACCUCAUAUCGCCCGCAGCCAUGAGACAUGUACCACUUUGAGACCGCUGAAAAUGUAUCUGUCCAUCCCUGUAUCUUGGCUGCCCUAAUUGGGUACUAGAAGAGAAUAUUUUUGACACUUUCUAAUUUUUUCAUGCUCAGUCACCUCUGCCACUGUAAGGGCCUUUCGAUUAGCACGGGUGACUAUGUAUGGUGCAAAAUAAGUUCAACAUACGAAAGAAGUGAAUGAGUGGUGUGUUAACCUGUGGCCCACUAAACUUAUUUCAAAGUCCUGUUAGGCCCUCAGGAAUGAAAGAGUUCUCCACCUCUACCCUUGACCCACCCCUCCCACAGGCCAAACAUUUUGUCCAAUAUAUUACAGAAAUGCAAUUUGCUUGCUAUAUAUAUCUUUAUUGUGACAUGAUACACUUUUAUGAUAUUGGGAUUGAUUAUUUGUUGCGUAGAGGAUACUCAAAGUGGGAAUCUCUGGUCAAAUGGCAGGAUCUGAAAUGUAUUUGCCAUCCUAAUAAAAGACCAACUGGUCUGUACACAACGGGACCACGAGUGAUGAAUACCUCAAUUUCCAAAGUUCAGGCAGAUGCUCGGAAAUGCUCACGUACGUGAACUACCAUACCCUACUUAGGUGAACACCAAUCCCAUCUAGGCCUGUGCUUAUGGCAUCAUUUUUUCGGGAGUGGGGUGUCUGGGAUGCAUUGCAACGGGGUGUCUGUCAACUGGCCAAGCCAUGCCAAGCUGGCAAGUGGUUGUCUACUAGUUAAUUGGCUUGGGAUAGUGGUGGUGGGUGUUCAAGUAACUGCACAGUAUACGAUAUAUAUACUAUAUAAAAAAUAAAUAUUGCUUUCAUCUACAUUUAAAUCCACUCCAAAGGCUGUUUAGGAAAUUAUUUUAAAUGUAGUAGUGCUCCCUACUUUCACAAACACAAAUCCACAAACUUCUGCAGCGUAUAAGGUCAAGUGAAACAUUCUAAAGCAUAGUUCAAGUAGUUUCCUGUAUAAAGCCGAUUUUCUUUGUUUUUUUUCUUUGCGGUUAUCAUUGGCACCCUACCUUAUACUCUGCACAUGUGUGGAUUUGGAAAUAUUGCGUGUGACGGUCUAUAUGUUUCACUGCAUACACAGAAAACACACACGCAGAAAAAGGUUGUAAAAUAAAGCAAAUAUUGAAAACGUUAUCAUGUAAGUUGAGUUACAUAUUCAUAACCAUUGAACAGUCUUAUAAGUGGACACCCGUGAACGCUUGGCCUGCAGGCUGGAAAAGAAAGCUCCAGUGACGCCACCGCGGGUGCACAUCCAUACCCACGUGACUCUUAUGUCAGCAGCAGAGAGGGUAGCGAGGCAGAGUUACUGACAUCCACACGACCCUUGACGCACAGCCACGUGAAUCGAGAUCGUUGCGAUUGCCAAAGUAGAGCCACAGGGUGCACGUCAGAUAAUCGGCGCCUGCGUUGUUGAAUUAUACACGCUUUUUUCGACUAUAAUACAAAUUUGGAUCUGGUUUGUUUUAUUUUCUCAAGUCUUACAAUGUUAAUAUUGUUUCGAGAUUUGUUUUGAAUAUGUUUUUGUUGUUUGAUUUACGUUAACAACCAAUCACACUUCACGCGGGGUUUAAAAUUAGCUUCACUGUCACGGUAGUGAGUAUGCAUAGUUUGUAUAAUGAAGAGGUAGCCCCAAUAAAUAUCGGAACAAUAACUGUGAAUGUAUAAUGAAGCCAAAGCACGCAGGUAAGACCAAACAGGCGUUCUUACAUCGAAGUCCACUCCCAAAGGCUGCUGUAGAAAAUAUUCAAACGUGGCGGAGCAGAGGAGCUACAAAGAUAAUUAUAAUUACAUUUCCAUUGAUGUUUCAAAGCAAUUAUUUUAACGGGUAAUUGUUUCCAUGACUUUAGCGAGACUAUCUCUUUUAUGGCAAAAAAAUUACUUUUGAGAAAAAUGCCUACAUAACAAUCACAAGGUGCGAACGAAAUAAAUAAAAUAACUUGAAUCUGUCCACCUGAAAAUCAGCAUGUGCAUUCAUUUUAAAUACUAUUUGUUGAUGCAGAUAAUGUUUAAUUUCGGCGUUACGGAAUUGUAAGGUAAAUAAAUGGCUAAAUUGUUAUGUUAUUUUACGUACACAAAUACACAUACCCCACUUUAAAACAGACGAGUGAGCAGCAAGCAAUGAUGGGGCUACAUUGCGUGUGGACUCUUAACCUCCUCUGCUGCUGACUUGUGAGUCACGUGAGCACACACAAACACAGCGUUGGCUGACACCAAACGAGCAAACAUGAGCUUGAAAUAAACUCAAGCUGUAGUCGGUAGUGAUGUCCUAAAACGCGUACCUGUCAACCCCGUCUCAGUGCCCACCUUAUUACAGACCAAUUCAGACCUUAUUGGUCACCCCGUGCCCUUAUACAGGGUGCUUUAAAUAAACGUUAACACUUAUAUGGGACUAUCGUUUAUGAAUGGAAAAAGAACGCAUAAUAAACUGUAACAUGGUAACAAAUGUAUAUUAGUAGCUUCAAAAAGUCCGUCUGCACUUGUUCGCCAGCGUUGUCGACACACGCCUGGAAUCUUUUCCACGUGGUCUCCAGAGCCCGGAGGCAUAUUUCUUGUGGUAUUGUUGCAAAGUCUCAGAAGUGUUCACAUUUGUUUUUAAGCACCCUGUAAAUUUCGAUUUAAAGCUUCUUUCGUGACUGCAGGGAUUCAUCUUCUUGGUUCUUUCGGUAAAGUCACGUAGAAGGGAAGUAAUAAAAAAAUAAAAAUAAAGUAAUAAAAUAAAAAUAAAGUAAUAAAAUAAUAAAAGUAAAUCUCAACGUUCAUCCUACAAAGUCCCAUCACAAAGGAGAAACACAAAAAAUAGACACGUUUUUGUUGUUGCCCGUAUUGAAACGGCUGUAUGGUGUUUGGACCUGAAAACUCAAUUUCCCUGUACAAGAAUAGGGUAAACCGUAUUGAUUGACAAGUAGGCAAGUCACAAUACACGUGGUAAAGGGAUUCUCAGAAUUGGUGGUGGGUUUUAGUUUUUUUAUCCUGUUCCAAAUUGUCUCGCACGGUAUUUCCAAGAGUAAGCAAUGUCGCAUGCCAUGCACAAUAUAUGUAACAAGUCCAUUCACGACGUGCCUUGUUGGUGCAAUCGGUAAACCUCGUCAUCUUAUAUCACGAACAUAUCACGGUGCAUGCAUUCGAGAACUCUACAUCAAGCGUCCGUGAUUACAUUAGAAAACAUUUUUAAAUAUACAGAAGCAUUACCAUUACCUGUCACUUUUACCAACCUUUAAACACGUGCAUCCAUUUUGACUGCCAAUCACUGCUGAGAAUCCAGUUUAAAAAAUCGUAAGGGAGUUGAUCUUUCAAUGAGUCUUCGCUUAACUGGAGAAAUGUUUCAAGUUGGUCUGACAAUUUUGUUUAAUGUACGCCAGAGGAUUUUUUGUUCUAACAUUUCAGCUUGUAUUGCCUAGUAAAAUAUCUUUUUGCAAACUAAAACACAGUAGACACACACACUGUGCCUUGACUAAAGCAGAUUGUAUUCUAAGAAGUGCGAACAUUUUGGAUUUUGGGGAGGCAUUUCAGUUUGGUCUGUGUCCAUAUUCGUAUCCUGCAACAGGUAUAGUUAAUUUGUGGUAUAGUUAACAAGUAUAGGUGUUAACUAUACCCGACCACUGAAUGUAAGCCCACUGUUUUUACACUUCAAAUCAACUUUUUUACACCAGAUGCUAGUACUGUAAUACAACGAGAAACAGAGUACAGGAACUCUGUCUCCCCAUUACCGACUCGCUCCUCGACACUUAAUUUCCUUUGAUUAUCCAUAAUUAUACUGCUUGACACCUUUACAGGCUGAUCAAUGUUGGUGUCGUAGAGAUGAAUAUAAUAAUGCUGAUAAAUGGCUUCUUUAUCACUGUACUUUGUGCGCAUCUCCCCAGCGGAAACAAUAAAAAAAAUACUUGAGUAGUGUGA
Lethenteron reissneri (Far Eastern brook lamprey) is the source of this 5535-nucleotide messenger RNA. RefSeq lists its product as uncharacterized. The record is from RefSeq and is a predicted model, not a curated record. NCBI's taxonomy places the organism in Eukaryota, Metazoa, Chordata, Hyperoartia, Petromyzontiformes, Petromyzontidae.